This is a messenger RNA of Puntigrus tetrazona (Sumatra barb), 1270 nucleotides long. Its product is annotated as SLAM family member 9-like. The coding region runs from base 40 to 1122 and encodes 360 amino acids. The transcript is spliced from 7 exons. The record is from RefSeq and is a predicted model, not a curated record. NCBI's taxonomy places the organism in Eukaryota, Metazoa, Chordata, Actinopteri, Cypriniformes, Cyprinidae.
UGUGACAGAAAACGGUUGAGGACAGUUUUGUUCGUGACGAUGGCAUUAAGGCUGUUUGUGUCUUUUAUUCUUCUUAUGAACAACACAGGGCUCUGUGCUGAGAUCUCUGUGUUUGUGAAGACGGGAGCUUUUGUUCAGCUGGAUGUACAGACACAAGAAGCAGAGUUUUUAAUUUUAUUCUGGAGUAAUGAAAAAUCACAGAAUAUAAUUACAUAUUUAAAAGAAACUAAAAGUGUAAGACCUAAUGAUAUCUACAAGGACAGAGUGGUUUUCAAUGAAACAAGCUUUUCUCUGACACUGAAGAACAUGCAGAAGAAGGACAGUGGACUCUACAAAGCAAGAACCAGUGGACAAUCAGAAAAUAUUCUUGUUAUAUACAGAGUGACUGUUUUAGAUGAAGUUGAAGAUCCGGUCCUGACCGUAAACUCAAGCUGGUCCAGUCCUCAGCCCUGUAGCUUUACAUGUAACGGAAGUAACAGUUUUUUCAGCUCCGUCUUUAAUGGUAGCAGCUGUUCCCCAGAGGAAGUGACAUCAGCUGAUAAUCACACCCUAAAACUGAGCUGCAGCGAGGACUCCAUCACGUGUAACUAUAGCAACCCCGUGAGCUCCAAGACUGUAGUAAAGAAGGUUUAUGAACUCUGCGCUGCUGAGCAAGGAAAAUAUGAAGAAGCAUCAGCAUUUACACACUGGAGCAUUGCUUCUGUUUGUCUACCCAUACUGGCAUUGGUGGCAGUGAUCAGCUUUAUUUUUUUUAAUUAUAUUUACAAAAGAAAGAAAGGCGCCCAGGGGCCUGAACAAACAGUUUAUGCACACCCUUUUGACGAGAACGUCAAGCCACAAAAUCCACUGGAGAUGUUGGAGAAAUCAGAGAAACCUUCUACAGUGUAUGAUACUGUGAGAGAUGCUGGACAGACUGACGAUACCAACCACAUCACAGCCAACGAUGACCCUAUGAAUCAGAGUGCAUCACUCCCAGAUGAGAAGGGACCACAUUCAUCUAUCACUGUCUACUCUACCAUUCAAAAGCAUUCAACCCCUCCCCAAACUCAAACUGAUCUCACCAUUUAUUCUGCAGUCAAAAAACUGCCUGCUGGAUAUGAAUCACAUCCACAAUCAGAAUAAAAUUGGACUUUGAACAAAGCUAAACUUUUACAGGAAUUUAAAGCGAUAAAGGACUUUAUGUCUUCGGGAAGACAGUGUUAAUCUCAGUGUAAAUAAGGACCAUAUUUAUCAUGUGCAACGUACAGAGUAGAGUUUAGAGCAGGGUGUC